AUGACAGAGAUUGCCCGAUCGAAAGAUGGAGUGCCUAUCUGGAAUGGCGAAGCAGGGACGUUCCAGGAGUUCGAGGAAACGGCCCUGAUAUGGGAGCAGUCUAUUGCUCUCAACAAGCGAUACCUCUGCGGCCCAAAGCUCCUGGCGGAGCUGACCGGAGCCGCAAAACGGCUUGUCGCGGGGAAGCGACAUGACUGGGUGUCGCACAACGGGGGAGUGCAAGAUCUUAUGAAGCACCUGCGAGCUUGUUUGGGGAAGCCAAUGGUGUCUGAUUUGACCGAGCACCUGAACAGAUAUUUCAAAAGUUCGAGGAGACGGCCCAAUGAGAGCAUGAACGAUUAUAUCACUCGGAAAUGUGAGGUGUAUCUUCGUGCAUGCCAAGCUCUACAGCGAGUCAUACCACAUCAUGAGACGACAGGACCGACCUCGACUACCGGGACCAACCGAGGCCUUCAGAGCCGGCGAUCCAGCUGGGACUCAGCAGGAGUCGCCCCCACAGAGGCCGCUCCGGAGGUUCAGGCCGCAGCACCUGUGAGCGCCACAGGAGCGGCCGAUGAUGAUGAUGAGGAGCAUGAAACAUCGGAGCAGGGCCCGGAUGCUUGGAGCAGCUAUAACUGGCAGUGGCGAGGCAGUCAGAACUGGUGGUGUGGAAGCUACGGGGGCUACGGCAACUACCAAGGCAGUUGGGCCAACUACGGGGAUCGAGAUGCAGGGUGGUCGCCACCAGACCACUGGAGACCCUCUCGAGAGGCCCCUACCACCACGAUGCCAGAGCUGCUACCAGAUUUUGUUCAGGGAUGGUACCUGCUGCAAGACUCCGGUCUGGACCAGAGCGAGCGCAACGUGAUCAUGGCGGCUUUGGGAGGAGAGUUCACUCUCCAAAGAGUCGCCCAGGAGCUACGGACGCAAUGGUCCGGGCAGGAAGCAGCGCGACGCAGAGAGCAAGGAGGCCGCCAGAGCGGCUUCCUAGGCGACGCCGCCGCAGAUGAGCCAGACCAAGAAGCAAGUGACCUCAUUGCCGAGGAGUUCGACAACGAGCUCGACGAGGAGGGGUACGCGAUGGUGGCCGAGGCAGAGGAGGAUGCCCAGAGUGCCAUGGCAGCCAUGGACCAAGCGAAGCGGACACUAAGGGCUGCCCGAGCCCGCCAGCACAACGUCCGCAUGUCACGGCAGUACUAUCGCGCCUCAGGCAAAGGCUUCUCUGGAGGAGGCCGCGGCAAGGGCGGUACAGUACCCGAUGAUAGCAAGAUGACGUGCAUGCGAUGUGGAAAGCAGGGGCAUCGCAUUGCAAACUGCCCCCAGCCUCCACCCAGUGCCAAGGUGGCAGAACAGGUGGAGGCCACUUCGUCAUUCAUCUGCUUCAACGACGUGGAGAAUGAGGCAGCUUACGUGGCCGGGAUCACUACGGCAGAAGCCGUUCACCAAGGGAAGGCCGUGAUCGACGGCGGGGCCACUCGUACGUUGGCCUCGAUCUCGGCCAUGGAAGCCAUCAUGGCCCUCAACCAAUCCAAGCAUGGCCACAACGGCGUGGCCGCAGUCGACCUGAAGGAGAGGCCGGUGUUCGGAUUCGGAAACGGCUCGGAGAAUCAAUGCGCGUCAACAGUUCAGUUGAAGAUCGCCGCGAACAGUGCGCCGGGAGUCCUGAAGGUCCAUUGCUUGGAUCAUGGGAGUGGCCCCCUGCUUUUGAGCGUGGACUCAUUGAGGAAGCUGGGCGCCAUUGUCGAUUUUGCUGAGGACCUAGUUUGUUUUCGUAGUUUGGAUGCUAAUCAGGUGAUACAAGUCGAAAGGUCUGCCACAGGACACCAGUUGCUACCGAUGACCGACGACUUGAUGAAGCAGGCGAAGGCCACGAAGCUGGCCAUCCCGAGCCUGCGCGAGUACCUGGCUGAAGAGGGCUAG
This is a messenger RNA of Symbiodinium sp. CCMP2592, 1899 nucleotides long. Lineage: Eukaryota; Dinophyceae; Suessiales; Symbiodiniaceae. The record is from the annotation of a GenBank genome assembly.